Staurois parvus is the source of this 618-nucleotide messenger RNA. The record is from the annotation of a GenBank genome assembly. NCBI's taxonomy places the organism in Eukaryota, Metazoa, Chordata, Amphibia, Anura, Ranidae.
AUGACAAGAUUGCAGCUUCUGUGGUUUGGAAUUUUCUGUAACCUGUGUUAUGGUUUCUACAAUGGCCCCCUGCACCCUGAGAUGUCCAAUGGAACUCUACACCAUUAUUUUGUCCCCGAUGGGGACUACGAAGAAAACGAUGACCCCGAGAAGUGUCAGAUGCUCUUUAGAGUGACUGAUGAAAGAUCAUGUGCUUUAGGAGAGGGGCAAUCCCUUUCUUUAAAGGAAGAAUUCAUCGUGAUCAAAAGACAGAUAGAAGACGCUGAGAGAGUACUUGAAAGUAUCAGUAAAAGCAUAUCCUAUGACCUGGAUGGAGAGGAAAGCUAUGGAAAGUACCUGGGCAGGGAGUCCUCCCAGAUUAGUGAAGCCUUCUCCAACUCGGAUAAGUCUUUGACGGAACUGGAAUUAAAGUUUAAGCAGAGCCAGGAAAACGAGAAGAACGAGAUGAAGGGGUUAAACGAUGACUUUGUGGAUAUGAUGAUCCACACCAGAGCCGUGCUUAAGGAAACCAUGGAUGUCUCUCUGGGACUUAGGGAUAAACAUGAACUCCUGUCUUUAACUAUUCGAAGCCAUGGUGCUAGGCUAAGCAGGCUGAAAAAUGAAUAUCUGAAAGCUUGA